AUGGCACCGCCUAAGACAGUAUCGCCCGUGAUAGCAAGCCUAAGGGCGUCAAGUACAAGCGUCGUACGUGGAUGUCCCGGGGUUCCAAGGAGUAUACCCCGUAUUGAAACGGUUAUUGAGUUACGGCCAUUUAAUGGCGUUCCGUUCAUGAUUCGGUCGGUAGGAAUAGAAUUAAGAACCACACAAAGAGUUAUCGUGCCGUCUACACUAGGGUCAAAUGACACGGUUAGAGAAUAUAAAAUAUACGAAAAUCCGUUUGUUUUCAGGCCUGCAGCAGGAGAAUUUUCAGAAAGAUUACUAGGAAUAGAUAUACCUGUGUUGAUACCGUUGCCGAAAGAUAUUAUUUCCAGCGGACAAUAUCCACAAUGGAAUGCAAUGACGACACACAGUCUUGUGGUGAAGGUUUCAUGUGGUGAUACAUACAAUAAUGAGACCAACUACAAUGAAGCAUUCCCCAUUCCGAUCAAAUUGUACGACACGUUACCGAUUUACAGACAGUUCAAUGAGCCAAUAGCAGAGGUGAGGAAUUCAGACUGCAAACAGGUGCUUGUGGAACUAUCAUUGCCAGUGUCGUCGAUAGGACCUAAAGAUGACAUUAUUUUGUUCGUUAAAACCAUGACGGAUCCGCUAUGCAACAAAAUUAGUAAGAACUUGCGAUUAAGGUUUAUAACAUUCCAAAUUAAAGAGAUAUUAGAAUGCCAUGAAGGUGGGCUUCCGUUGAUGAAAGAGCAUAAGAUAUACACUGAAACAAAGAGUUUUUUGAAUGACGAGUCUAUUCUAAACACACAGGGUGUUUCCCAUCAGUUUCGCUUGGAGUUUCCCUUUGAUAAUGAGUAUUUGCAGAUGUAUUGCAAUAAAAACUAUAUUGAUAACAACUUGAGUGAUAAUAAGCAUGUCGUAUCCACGUAUACAAACGAUAAGAAAAAUAGCAAAGUGGUUGAAGGAAUUCCACUUACUCACACACAGGGUUUUACCACUCUAGGUAGACUAUUUUCCAUACGAUAUGAAGCAAUAAUUAAGGUGAAACUAGUACACGGUAGAGAUAUGGAGAUAACGUUGCCAAUAACCAUUAGUCCAUUCAAUAGAGAAAGCAGCGAAUAUUUAUUGUCAUGGAUAAUAAAUCAGUGUGAAGUUGCGAGAAAUAAAUUUGGCAAAGAUCUAGUCAACAGAUUAGUAAAUGCAAGAUACGAUGAAACUGACACCGUACUUCACAGGUUUAAUCCGCCACCGAUCGUGUAUAAGUAUACUAAAUCGGAUUGGGUGAGAUUAGGAUUUAAUGGUGAAGCAUUUGGGUCGAAUCAAUUAGGGAAAAAUUUGGUACAAUACAUUGAUUAG
This is a messenger RNA of Debaryomyces hansenii CBS767, 1335 nucleotides long. RefSeq lists its product as uncharacterized. The coding region runs from base 1 to 1335 and encodes 444 amino acids. Gene Ontology annotation, cellular component: division septum. Gene Ontology annotation, biological process: division septum assembly. The transcript has a single exon. The record is from RefSeq and is a predicted model, not a curated record. NCBI's taxonomy places the organism in Eukaryota, Fungi, Ascomycota, Pichiomycetes, Serinales, Debaryomycetaceae.